Messenger RNA from Quercus robur (English oak), 378 nucleotides. RefSeq names its product zinc finger protein ZAT3-like. The record is from RefSeq and is a predicted model, not a curated record. The transcript has a single exon. NCBI's taxonomy places the organism in Eukaryota, Viridiplantae, Streptophyta, Magnoliopsida, Fagales, Fagaceae. The coding region runs from base 1 to 378 and encodes 125 amino acids.
AUGGAAAACCCUAAUGAUUUCCAAUUCCCACCCAACCAGACUCAACACAACCCUGGGCCUAUCAAUGCCGGCCGUAAUGCUUCAACUUUACCAGACAGUGAAUUUGGAGAAUUCCAAACUAGGGCACAGGCUCAGCUGCGUAGGCGUAAGCCACGUAAGAGAGUUGCUAGAGGGGCCAUAGUCAAGGCAAAAGCUCUCCCCCUUUAUUUGAAUGCGCCUCCAGUACUGUAUAAAUGUGUCCUUUGCGAAAAAACCUAUGACAUGUUAAGGGCUAUAUGUGGCCACAUGAAGAAGCAUCGCAACCGUCCAUGGAAGGGAAUGAAGCCUCCUUCAACUUGGGAGAGUUUCGAUCUGAAUGAGGUCCUUAAUUAUGGAUGA